AGCUUUUAGCGUCAGCUGUUCUUUUUUUUUUUUCUUUCUCUGCCCGACGGCAUCACACGUGCACAACUAAAAGAAGGCAGCGUUUCUUUUCCCCCAUUUCACGCGGCGCCACAGAAACGGUUUACAACACAACAUCGUUAGCACGUGCAUAAUGCAGGAGGACGGCUCGGAUGCGGGGAGCGUCGUGGAGGUGCUGCCUCAGGAGCAAAUAACGAUGCUGCUCAACAAGCAAGAUUUCAACGACAAGGUCGGCCAAGAUACCGCCAAUUUGUGUUGCGUCCUCGUCAGCAGCACGAUAUGCCGUCAGUGCGGUAUUCGACGCAUUCCGUACCCGAAGGCGCCGCCGCGGAACGCAGAUGGGACUGUCGAUGAGGACGGUGCGGAGGAGGAGGGAGAGGAAGCGGAGGGAGACGAGGAGGAGGGCGGCAGCGAGGACGGCGCGUGCAACACCGGGGGCGCCUCCGGCGGGCACUUUUAUCGGGACUUCGAGGAGCACCUCGUGCGCAAGGCGGCCACCGCCGUGCAGCGCCGCCACGUCCGCUUCUUUCACGUCUGCGCCUGCGCUGCGGAGGAGACCUGCAUUGACGUUUUGAUGGCGGCCGAUCCAGCCUUCAGCGUGCUGAACAAGAAGCCGACCCCGCACGAGAUCGCGCAGCUGCACCAGACGGCGCAUCGCCAGCUCUACGAACUGCUGGCGUUGUUAGAGGUGCGCAGUACCCCACAGAUGCGUUUCUACCUCGCUGGUCAGCCGCUGCGGUACAGCAUGAUGUCCAGCGUUGCUGGCGGCGGUGCACCGGCUGGGGUAACGGCGGCGAACGACUUGAUUAUGGCGACAGGCGCCAAUCGUGUGAAGUGGGCCCGUGUCCUGGAGAACGCCGUGGUGGUGCGGAACGCCGUGAUGCGCGACUACGACGCGGAGGAGAAGGAGAAGGCGCGGCUGGCACGGGCAGCGGCGAAGCGGCUGGCACGGGAGGAGCGGCGGCGUCAAGAAGCGGAGGAGGGCGAGGAGGAGGAGGAGGAAGACAACGAAUAG
Molecule: messenger RNA, 1033 nt
Organism: Leptomonas pyrrhocoris
Lineage: Eukaryota; Euglenozoa; Kinetoplastea; Trypanosomatida; Trypanosomatidae
Exons: 1
Coding region: 152-1033 (293 amino acids)
Source: RefSeq, a predicted model, not a curated record